GAUGGCAGUGCUCCUUUGAUCAGCUGGUAUUUCUGGAGAACGACUGAGGAAGUGAUUAGUGUUUAGGUGCCAGAAACAGAAAUAGUAAAGAUGAAAGUGAGAAGCAGACCGUAGAGUAAAGCUGUCGGUGUAGUGUACAGUGGCCCACUGAGAUCUGAUCUGAUCUGAUCCGUGUGUUUAUUCGCGUCUGACGACAGACAGCUGAGAUCGGCGAGACGAAGAUCAUGAACAACAGCAGCACACCACCCUCCUCUUCUUCAUCCGAGGCUGGAGACAGCAGAAGUUUAGUGUUUGUCCCGAGUGAACCGCUCAGACCGCCGCGCACGGCUCCUCCGGUGUCUGACAGCAGCGCAGAGAGCAGAUCCUCAGUUUCUUCAGGGCACAAUAGCAGCAGUGCCGCAGAUGCGCUUGUGAAAAACUCCAAACUGUCUGCGGCUGCAUCUGAGUUUGUCCCGGGCUCUUAUGCAUCAUUCCAGGAUGAUGUAUAUUCCGAUGAAUCUGAGGGAUUCUAUGUCGAGCCCUCUUUGGCUGAUUUCGUUCAGGAAUUCGUAAGCCAUCUGUACUCAUCUCCAGGGUCCUUUGAGACAGAAAUCGAUUACAUCACAGACACACUGAACAGCUGCGUCACUACAGAGGAGACUCUGCAGGAGCUGGUAGAGCUCAUCUACGUACAGUCCACGUCUGUCCCUCACUUCGCCUACACGGUAGCGAGGCUGUGUAACCAUCUGUCUCAUCACAUCCAUUUCAGUCCAGCCAGCGGUAACUUCCGACAGCUGCUGCUGAAGAGGUGUCACACUGAGUAUGAGCAGAGGGAGCAGGCCUUGAGAGGAGAUCCAGACACCCAGAAAAAGUUUUACUCUUAUGUGCUGUUUCUGGGGGAGCUUUACAUUAACCUGGAGAUAAAAAGUGGAAAGAACAAACCUGGGCGAGCUAAUAUCUUACUGGGAGCACUAAAGGAUCUUUUGAACACAUUAUUUUCUCACCCAGAUAACCCCAACCUAAUGUGUGCUGUCAAAUUACUCAAGCUGACUGGUUCCGUUCUGGAAGACACAUGGAAGGAGAAAGGCCAGUCUGACAUGGACGAGGUAAUCAAGAAAAUCGAAGACAUUGUGCUGGAUGCCAAAUGCAGCCGAGAUGUCAGGACGAUGCUGUUGAAACUGGUGGAGCUGCGAUCCAGUAACUGGGGUCGAGUUCACACAGCCGCUGUGAGCAGUGACGCUACACCUGACAACGACCCCAACUACUUUAUGAAUGAACCAACCUUCUACACAGCAGAUGGGACGCCUUUCACAGCAGCGGAUCCUGAAUACUCAGAGAAAUACCAGGAGAUUCUAGACAGAGAAGACUGCUUCCCUGAUGCAUAUGAAGAGGAUGGAAAUGAUUCCUUCUGCAGUGAUGAAGAUGAAAUGGAUCCAGAGAUUGAGGAGGCGUUUGAGAGGUUUUGCAUGGAGUCGGACGCAAGAAGAAAGAAAUGAGAAACUGUGAUGAUCAUGUUGACGCCACACCCGACCAGCUGGAAUGUUUCAGAGCGGAAAAACCAAGAACGUUUCGGUUGAUUUUCGUUUGAUUUGGCUACAGUGUCACUGGAUUCAAAGGCUGGAAUUACUGUUUAGAUGUAAUGCAGCAUAAUUGGCAAGUCUGUCAGGCCAUCAAAUUACCAUUGGUUUGGCAUUUGGGUUGUGAGGUUUAUUUUAUGUGUUCUGAUUUGUCAAAAAUCCCCCAAAAUGUUUGCAGUGAGAUUUUUAUGAGCCAAAGAGUAGCAUCAUCAAGUAAAGUGUGGUUUGUUUGCAAACUAACUGCUCAAUAUCCAACUAAAUGUACGAGAAACUGGGUUCUGCAUUUUACUCCUCAAUACUUUGCCAUGUAGAGCCGAAGAGCACAGGGAGAAAGACAAAAACUUUUAAGAGAAAAUAUUUUUUUCUGUUCUUCCUUUAUCUGAUUUUCCACAAUCCUUUUUAGAUUUUCAAUUUAUGCACAUCUUUGAAGAAAAGGCAACCCUGACUUUAAAGUCCGUUUGAUUUUUGGAAUGCUGAAAUAAAGUUUCCUCAUAUGUUAAGUGUAUCAGUUUAGAGGAAAAGCUCAGAACAGGUUUUGGGAGUUUAUACAGACUCAUCCACGACUGUGAUUUACAGAACUUUUCUCAUCACCACCACCAUCUCAUGGAUCCCAUAUAAAGGAAUGUUUAUUUUACUACAGUUGUAAAUAUUAUUUACUGCACUGUUUGCCUGCAAUAAAUCUUUAUAAAAACACA
Carassius carassius (crucian carp) is the source of this 2251-nucleotide messenger RNA. Its product is annotated as polyadenylate-binding protein-interacting protein 1-like. The transcript has 11 exons. The record is from RefSeq and is a predicted model, not a curated record. Lineage: Eukaryota; Metazoa; Chordata; Actinopteri; Cypriniformes; Cyprinidae. Gene Ontology annotation, molecular function: translation activator activity; protein binding; RNA binding. Gene Ontology annotation, biological process: regulation of translational initiation. The coding region runs from base 225 to 1475 and encodes 416 amino acids.